Messenger RNA from Dama dama (fallow deer), 5686 nucleotides. RefSeq names its product endoplasmic reticulum metallopeptidase 1 (gene ERMP1). The transcript is spliced from 15 exons. The record is from RefSeq and is a predicted model, not a curated record. Lineage: Eukaryota; Metazoa; Chordata; Mammalia; Artiodactyla; Cervidae. Gene Ontology annotation, molecular function: metalloexopeptidase activity. Gene Ontology annotation, biological process: proteolysis. Bases 49 to 2796 code for a protein of 915 amino acids.
AGCUGUCGCGGGCCGGGGCGGUUGGACUGGCUGCUGAUUCUCGUGGCCAUGGAGUGGGGUUCGGAGUCGGGGGCCGUGAGGCGGCACCGCAUCGGAGGGGAGCGCCGGGACGGCCCGGCGGCCGCGCAGCAGCCGGAGAGGGAGGCCCUGGCGCAGGAGCCCCUGGCGGACGCGUGUGGCGGCGGCGGCGGCGGCGCAAGGACGCGGAAGCGGAGCGGGGAGGGGAGCGGCGGCGGCGCGAGCCGGGGCGCGGGGACCGCGCUGUCUGAGGCGCGCGCCGCGCUGGGGCUAGCGCUCUACCUGCUCGCGCUGCGGGCGCUCGUGCAGCUCUCGCUGCAGCAGCUCGUGCUCCGCGGGGCCGCUGUGGGCCGCCAGGGAGAGUUCGACGCGCACCGAGCCAGGGAUUAUCUUGAACAUAUAACAUCCAUUGGCCCCAGGACUACAGGAAGUCCAGAAAAUGAAAUUCUGACAGUACAUUACCUUUUGGAACAGGUUAAACUGAUUGAAGUUCAAAGCAACAGCCUUCACAAGAUUUCAGUAGAUGUACAACGGCCCACAGGCUCCUUUAGCAUUGACUUCUUGGGAGGGUUUACAAGCUACUAUGACAACAUUACCAAUGUUGUGGUAAAGCUGGAACCCAGAGAUGGAGCCCAGCAUGCUGUCCUGGCUAACUGUCAUUUUGACUCAGUGGCGAAUUCACCAGGUGCCAGCGAUGACGCAGUUAGCUGUUCAGUGAUGCUGGAAGUCCUUCGUGUCUUGUCGACAUCUUCAGAAGCCUUAUAUCAUGCGGUCAUAUUUCUCUUUAAUGGUGCUGAGGAGAACAUCUUGCAAGCCAGUCAUGGUUUUAUUACCCAGCACCCCUGGGCCAGCUUGAUCCGUGCGUUUAUUAACUUGGAGGCAGCAGGUGUAGGAGGGAAAGAACUUGUAUUCCAAACAGGUCCUGAAAAUCCUUGGUUGGUCCAAGCUUAUGUCUCAGCAGCUAAACACCCAUUUGCUUCAGUGGUGGCUCAGGAGGUUUUCCAGAGUGGAAUCAUUCCCUCAGAUACUGACUUCCGGAUCUACAGGGAUUUUGGGAACAUUCCAGGAAUAGACUUAGCUUUUAUUGAGAAUGGAUACAUUUAUCACACCAAGUAUGAUACAGCGGACCGAAUUCUAACAGAUUCCAUUCAGAGAGCAGGUGACAACAUUUUAGCAGUUCUUAAAUAUCUAGCUACAUCUGAUAUGUUGGCUUCUUCUUCUGAGUAUCAACAUGGAAACAUGGUCUUCUUUGAUGUGCUUGGCCUGUUUGUCAUUGCCUACCCGUCUCGUGUUGGCUCAAUAAUUAACUAUAUGGUGGUAAUAAUGGCUGUUGUUUUAUACCUGGGAAGGAAAUUACUGCAUCCCAAAUAUAAAACUGCUACCUACACAAAGGACUUCUUCUGUGGACUUGGCAUCACUCUGAUAAGCUGGUUUACCAGCUUGGUUACAGUUCUCAUUAUAGCAGUAUUCGUCUCCCUUAUUGGACAGUCCCUCUCAUGGUAUAACCACUUCUAUGUCUCCGUUUGUCUGUAUGGAACUGCAGCUGUAGCCAAAAUAAUAUUCAUACAUACCCUUGCAAAAAGAUUUUAUUAUGUGAACGCCAGUGGCCGGUACCUGGGAGAAGUAUUUUUUGAUGUCUCGUUGUUUGUACACUGUGGGUUCCUUACAGCUCUCACUUACCAGGGGCUCUGCUCUGCAUUUAUCAGCGCUGUCUGGGUGGCAUUCCCGCUGCUCACAAAGCUUUGCGUGCAAAAGGACUUGAAGCAGCAUGGUGCUGGAGGAAAAUUUAUUGUCUUUUACCUUUUGGGGAUGUUUAUUCCAUAUCUGUAUGCACUGUAUCUCAUCUGGGCCGUAUUUGAGAUGUUUACGCCUAUCCUUGGCAGGAGUGGUUCGGAAAUUCCACCUGACGUUGUGCUGGCCUCUGUUUUGGCUGGUUGUACCAUGAUUCUCUCAUCCUAUUUUAUUAACUUCAUCUACCUUGUCAAAAGCACAAAAAGAACAAUGCUAAGUUUAACUUUGGUAUGUACAGUUACAUUCCUCCUUGUUUGCAGUGGAACUUUUUUCCCGUACAGCUCCAACCCUGCCAGUCCAAAGCCAAAGAGAGUGUUUCUUCAGGCUUGUUCUUCUCAGCAUAUAACCAGAACGUUUCAUGGUCUGGAUGGAAACGUAGUUAAACGGGACUCUGGAGUGUGGAUCAAUGGAUUUGAUUAUACUGGCAUGUCCCACAUAACACCUCACGUUUCCGAAGUCAACGACACCGUCCGAGCUGACUGUGAGGAGAGCGCCCCGCUCUGUGGCUUCCCCUGGUAUCUGCCUGUGCACUUCCUCAUCAGGAAAAACUGGUAUCUUCCUGCCCCAGAAGUUUCUCCAAGAGAACCUGCUCAUUUCAGACUUGUAUCCAAAGAACAGACACCCUGGGAUUCCAUAAAGCUGACCUUUGAAGCAACAGGACCAAGCCACAUGUCCUUCUAUGUCCGAACCCACAAAGGGGCUACACUUUCUCAGUGGUCCCUCGGCAACGGCACCCCAGUCACAAGUAAAGGAGGGGACUACUUUGUCUUUUAUUCCCAUGGACUUCAGGCCUCCGCAUGGCACUUCUGGAUAGAAGUACAGGUCUUGGAAGAACAGCCUGAAGGAAUGGUCACUGUGGCCAUUGCUGCCCACUAUUUUUCUGGGGAAGACAAGAGAUCCUCCCAGCUGGAUGCUCUGAAAGAGAAGUUCCCAGAUUGGACAUUUCCCUCUGCCUGGGUGUGCACCUAUAAUCUCUUUGUAUUUUAAUCUUGUGGAUGAGCUCUAAGUACAUGUCCAGUGGGAUUACUCCAUGUGGCAUGGUUUCUCCUUAUGUUGCAUGGACGGUUGUAUGUAAGUCAGUGAAUUUUAACGAGCAUAUGUUCAAAGAGCUUUGUGGGCUAACACUCUUCAGGGCUGAGCAUGAUCUAUAAUGGUUACGCUGUGGAGUAGAGUGCAUGGCCCUUUUGACACUUGAAAAUACCAGUUUUCUGGCACCUAAGCACACGUGGGUACUACACACAUAUAUCAUUUUAUAUGACCUAACGAUAAAAGCCAGCAAACCAGUUUUAAUAGUUGAGCCCUUAGGAUCAAGAAAGAUGCAGAAGGUACUGUAAAUCCGUUGUUAAUGAGACAAACGACAUUUCCAGUUAAAGCCCAAGACUAUUUUUUGGUGUGUGUCAAGUAGACGGUAGGUAAAGUGUCACAGGAGUUAAUGAUAGGUCAUAAGAAAUUGAGAGGAAGACUGGCUUCUGAGGCCCCAGCCUGUGCCAGGAGCUGUGCUGCUCCGGGCUGGUACUAGGGCUCUGGGGCCCUAGUACUCCGAUGUGGAAACCUGUACUGAAGUGGCGGCUCCUGUCCUUCAGACACGUGGUCACUAAGAUCCAUUAUUGGGAUGCUUUUCUGAGGUGGUUUUCAAUACCUGUUUCCUUCUGGGGUUUCGAGGCUCUUUUUUUUAAGAAUCUUCUUAUCCAAGGUUAAUCCUUCAGGGCAUGAUAUUAUUGAUGCACUGGGUCCUUGUUUUCUAGCCAACUGAACAGGUUAGUCUCUCAGUAACUCACUGUGUCUGGCAGAGCUGGCUUCCCUGAGACCCGAGCCUGUGGCUUGCACUGGAGUGUCCUUCUGUAACUGUCCUCACAGCUGUCGGGGCUUAGGUCCUGCACAGCAGCAGCUCUAGGACUUAGAGCUGCUUUUCACGUUGAGGAGCAUGGCUGUUGGCUCCAGCAGUGGAAGAGUUUGGUGAGAGCAAUGGUAAAUUCUGCUGGCUUUCUUUUUUUCCAUUAAAAAUACAAAAAGUUAGUUUUUGUUUUCAGCAAGUCUAGGCUAAAAAAACCUUUUUUUAAAAAGAAAAGCCAUAGUGAAACAAACAAUACAGUGGCGCUCAAAUCUACCUGAACAGAAAGAGCACAGUAGUAGGUGUCUUUGAAGUUACUUCUUAAAGCUGCUUGUCCGAUGUAUACAGUGCACAUUCUGAAUCAUGCUCCUCAUAUGUCCUUAAAAGCUGCGCCCACAGACAGGCGUACAGCCAGAGCUGAACGGUGGUACCGUGCUGUCACACGCAUGGACACUGGACCCAGUGCUUUUCCUGGACUUUGUAAGAACCGUAGAGUUGACCCUUAAACAACACAGGGGUUAAGAGUGCUGACCUCUGCAUGCAAGGUUUUGCAUCUGUGGAUUCAACUAUGGAUCAUGUAGUACUGUAAUAUCCAUUUAAUGAAAAAUCCCUGUAUAAUUGGACCUGUAGCUCAAACCCAUGUUGUCAAGGUUCGGCUGUGUCACUAGUCUUAGAUAAUUCAAGUGACACACAAAGUCUGCACUGUUGAUAGCUUCUAUAGACUCACAAUUGUGGAGAAAAAUAGUAUCUAAAUGAAUUUCAAAAUACAGGCAUAUUUUCUGUUCUUGUGGUUAAUCUGAAAUAGACUACUGGAAAUUAUUUAUAGGGAAAAGAAAAGCAAAGGGCAUUACCUGAGUUCCCUGUGAUUCCCGCCCACCACCUCCUUGGGAAGCAUGUUGUUAACUCCUUUUUAAUGAUCAUCAUGGUUUUCUUUUUGCCUUUAUUUUCCUAUGUGGACAGUUCGCUCUUGUUUUGGUUUUCUGUGGCAUUAUAAAGCUCUAAUGUUGUAGAAGGUCAGUAACAAGCACAUGAGACUCAGGGUAUGCUUAAUAUUCUGGGCGACUGCUUUAAUGCCAAAAAUCGUUAAAUAAUUGCACACAAUACUCAUGGCUCUUAAUAUGCACACCGUCAGAUCAGCAAUCUGAAGAACUUGUUAGUUUUUGCACAGCACUGCACAUCUGGGAAAAGUGUGAAGGAUUGUGAUUUUGGAGAAAUUCUUAAAAAUUUACCUAAGAAUGACGGUUGCAUGCAGUACUUCUGUUUCCAUACUUUAGCAGAUGUACAUAGGCAUGAGCGGAUUUCUAAAUCGUCACCACCACUUAAGAAGCCAGCCUGCGGACUCAGGAAGCUGUGGAAGAAGGAAUAUGUCCAUUUCUUUUCACUGGCUUGCUAGGGAUGAAUUGUUGCCUUACAGUUUAACUGAAAUAAACAUGUUAAAUACUAGUCAGUAUCAUUAACAGAGAAACAGAGCAUCAUUGUUUAUAUUUUCCUGUAAUCCCCUCAUCUGAAGAAUUAUUUUAAAUCCAUAAAGCCUUUUAGAGCUUUUAAAAAAAAAAAAAACUUUGCUGUUAGAAAGACCUAGUUGGCUCCUGUGGGUAUAAUUGCUAUUUUAAAAGGUCAUGUGAGCAAAGAACUCAACAUGGCUUCAACUGGAAUCCAUUUUACUGUGGAAUGAAAUUGUGCGUUUGAAUUUCACAGAAAUUAAAUGUUGAACCUACAGCCUUUUGAGCAGGUUUAUCAUCAUUGUUGGCAAAGAAAAUCACUGAAGGGCUAAUAAAGGAUGUUCUUUCAUUGGGGGAUGCAGGGCAGGGGGAGAAAAUACUAUCUUUCAGCCAGAGUGACCCGCUGCUCACAAGGAAGGCACCACCCCCAGGCCCCCAAGUAGAGAACCCACUUGUGAGCUCCAAGAGCUCUGUGCAAGUUACCUCCCUUCCAAGUGAGUUCCCUCAGAACAGUUCAGCAAAAGGUGAAGCAGCCAAAUAACUUAUGUUCUUAAUAAUACUUUGUCUUUUAGGGCCAAUAAAGCCAAAAUGCAUCUAUGCCUCC